UAAAGUGCUUCAAAACAUUGUAAACAAGAAUGCAAGUCACAACCCUUUCAUUUUUAUGGAGAGAAAUAUCCAUAUGUUCAAUUGUUUGAACUCGAAAGUGACGUGUUAGGUAUUGAAACGGUAAGCGCCAUUUGAAGUGCCAUUAUAGAUUUUAUUUCACUUGGUUCUGAACGCUAACUUAGCUACAUUAGCUGCCUGGGCUACUACAGAGCUAAUGUUAGCUCACUUUAGCAAAGCGCCGGUUAGUCUGAUGUUAACCCACGUGUCGGUGUAUUUAGAAUGAUUACAAUCUGAAAUCACCAUUACAUGUCUUAGUAGUAAAGAAACACAACCACUAAGUUGGACUAUCCCAAGUGCUAAUUCGUUUUUUAAGAAAAGGAAGUGGUAAAUGAGCCUUUAUCCACCGCUGUUUGUAGCAGUGCAGAGAGCCGCCCGUGGGUGGUGCUGUUCAGCUGCUGUUUUGAGGUUGUUGCACUAUGGACUACAGCCAGGGAAAUGGAGAUAAUGGUGGUAAAGACAGCAAAGACGACUUUUUCUUUAUUGAGGACUCCAAUAGUUCAGAUGGAGAACAACAGAUGAAGUUCAGUCGCCAGAAACAACACAGUAGCCGUAAACAAGCUGCACGGAUCAGCAGGGAGAGCUCUCCCCCCCUCAUCCUCUUCAACAUCACCUCUGGACGGACCCUCAAGCCCAGAAACCAGAGUCCUGCUUCCAGUUUAAAUGUACUGGAGGAGGAAGAGGAGGAGGAGGAGGAGGAGGAGAAGGACAGUGAUCAGCCCAUCGAGGAGUGGAUGAUGCUGGGAGGAGAGGAGCAGGUGGGAGACUCAAGCAUCCAUCUCAACCUGAGCUACUGCAACAGCCCUCAGGAUGACUCUGGAGAUGAAGAUCACACUGUGAAAUCAGUGAAGGAUACCUGGGCUGUGUCAGAGAGAGACAAGUGUGGGGCGGGUCAGUCUCUGCCCAGUCGAUAUUUUGGAGCUGGUCGUGCUCUGACCUGUAACAUCUGCAACAGGACGGGACACCUUGCCAAAAGCUGCUACUACCACAGGCAGAAAUGUCCCACCUGUAUCCUUUGUGGGAUCCAGGGCCACACCCAGAGGGACUGUCCUGGCCGCCCCUGCCCCAGCUGUGGACUCCCUUCCCAUGGCCUCAGGCGCUGUGAAAGGCCCCCGCUGUGGAACCAACACUGCCAGCGCUGUGGGACGUCGGGUCACCUCUCUGAUGUCUGCCCUGAUACAUGGAGACAAAACCACCUGACAAUCCGGUUAGAGCUUCCUGUCAGGCCAUGGACAGUUCACACCCUCAAACAUAAGAAAUGCCCCGCUUUCUGUUACAACUGCUCCAUGAGGGGACAUUAUGGCUAUGAAUGCGCUAAAAGGAGGAUGAUCAGUGGGACUUUCCCUUCCCUGCCCUAUGUUUGCCACUAUGACACCAUGAAGGAUGUCCUCCAACUUCAUACCAGGAAGCAGAAAAGAGCCAAAGGGCUUUUGAGCGCGGGACCCCUGCCCCUCUCAGACCAGAGGCCGUCGUCUGAAGCAACAGGCAAAAGCAGUGAGGAGAAUCAGCCGGUCCAGGGGGGGGGGAGGCAGGAGGCAUGUGGCCGGGCGAGCGGGAGUAAGAAGUGGCCAGAGAGGCGCAGGGAGAGACGGGAGGUGAAGAAGCUCAGGAGAGAGGCUCAAAUCAGACGAGAAGGAGGACUACUGGUGACAUCUGGGAGGAACUUUGACCGAGAAGUUUGCCCUGUGAACCCUUUCGGGGCUGCACUCCACAGUCUCAAGCAGACCAAACCAUCUCCACAAAAAAAGAGGAGGGAUGAGGAAGGAGGAAGGAGCAAGAAGAGCAGAGAGACAGAGAGGUGGAAGAAGAGAGGAGGGAUACAACGGGGGGAUGUAUAUCCUCAUGCUGACACAGAUAUUGGUGCUGAAAACCUUCUUUCUCCAAAACAAAGAGUACGCCACAGACGUAGAUAAAGUGGGAUUCUUUUGAUAUUUUGUUUAAAUGUUUCUCAAGGAGUUACUCCUGAAACUGAAAAAAAAAACAUUGUAAUUUUCUUUCAUGUAUUUAUUGUCAAAUAAAACAAAUUAAAGGUGCUUGUCUUCAGUUUAGCUAGUAUGAAUGUAAUAUUUUACUUGAGCCUUGUUUUGCAAGUUCAUCUGCUACUUCUUUAUACUAGCUGGGCCACAUGUUGUGUAAAGAUAGAUUUCAACACACGGUAUUUUGUAAUUUAUGUAUGUUUACAUGCUAUGCCUGCUUUCUUUUGCUCAUAUCAUGUGGUAGGGGCUUAUAUGUUAUCAUACUAGUUUUUUUGAUAUAUCAUUUCAGUCAUUAAAAUAUUUGAAAUCAGGUCAAA
This is a messenger RNA of Gymnodraco acuticeps, 2350 nucleotides long. Its product is annotated as zinc finger CCHC domain-containing protein 7-like. The transcript is spliced from 8 exons. NCBI's taxonomy places the organism in Eukaryota, Metazoa, Chordata, Actinopteri, Perciformes, Bathydraconidae. Bases 477 to 1970 code for a protein of 497 amino acids. The record is from RefSeq and is a predicted model, not a curated record. Gene Ontology annotation, molecular function: nucleic acid binding; zinc ion binding.